Paecilomyces variotii is the source of this 1586-nucleotide messenger RNA. RefSeq names its product RNA recognition motif-containing protein. Bases 279 to 1499 code for a protein of 406 amino acids. The record is from RefSeq and is a predicted model, not a curated record. The transcript is spliced from 4 exons. Lineage: Eukaryota; Fungi; Ascomycota; Eurotiomycetes; Eurotiales; Thermoascaceae.
GGAGAAACGAUGCGACGAGCUCCGCGCCGACACGCUUAGCUUUAGCGGGGCGACACUUCGGGCAAUCAGCUUCGUUAUCAACCAUCUACAGGCCUUGUAUAAGCGCCGGGCCUCUUGAGCACAGCAACCCUGCAGGCGCUUCACAGCCAGUAAGUAGCCUCUCCUCCCUUGUCCCCUAUAAAAGCCUUUGUAUCGCCUCAUUCCUGUGUACCCGUUCUUGUUUUCUCCCCAUUUCCAUUCUAUCAACUAGUUACAUUGAGCUUGAGCCUGUUGACGCCAUGCCUCCGUUACCGGGUGAAGAGCGUAUGCUGACACUUUUCGCGGAUAUCCACUCUUAUUUCGCUGCUCCAACUGCGAAACCUCUUCAUCACCGAUUCGACAAAGGUUCCUAUCUCUAUAUCUAUCAUGACGCUGCGCGGCGUACAACCAGGAUCGAAAUUGCAAACAACCCAGGAACUCCUGAGCAGGAUGCCUUCAAUGGAGCGCUGGACCACAUCCGUCUUCAACACUCGACCAAGUUUCCUACUCGUUGUACAUUGAUUGUGGACGGCAACGCUCCGGGACAGACACCAUCUGCGACUGCGAACCCUCUGGAAUGGCGCUUGCCCUCUGCUGAUCCCCGCGACGAGGGAAGAGUCGUCUUCCGUCUCCAUACACUCGACAUUUAUCUCUGGACAGUGGAUGAUGCAAAUCUGUUCCUUGAUACUCUUGAGCAUGUGCUCUCUCCGGGGCAAGUUGAGACGGACCGACAUCCACCACUCUCAACCUCCCAAGGGGCAGUAAGCAGUGUUGUUCAACAGCUUGAGAAUGUCGCUAUAACAGACCCCGCCUAUGCGAAUGGACAGACGCGAAAUUCCCGAACAGAACCACCAACCAUGCCACAACAGGCGUCGCAAUCUGCCGCAGAACAGCCCAAGGAGCAGACUGGAGAUUUGAACUACGCACCACUUGCUUACAAUCCUGCUGCUCCUGCUGCCCCAGAACCCAUUCAGCAUCGCGAGAAGACCCCUCCACCGGAAGAUGGUGUUGAAGGUACCGGGCUUGCAGCGGCCGCAGCAGCAGAUCACGGUCACCCAUAUGCCUCUCCACCGCUCUCAGCCGGCUACUCAACACCUCCCAGUCACCAGCUACCCUACACCGUUUCAGGUGCAAUGCAGCCGAGCUAUAGCUCUCCACCGCCAAGUGCAGGACCCAGCCUGGAGUCUUUCCCUUCUCACUCGUCCGUACAGACUCCCACCAGGGCUCUUUCGUUUUCCGGUCCCCCCGUAGCCGGAAAUCCUGUAGCUGGACAAGGAACCAUGUCUUUUGCUCCUCCACCGCUGGCUCCGAACUCAAGAACCAGUCUGUGUCCCCGUCCGUCCCACUUGGGGGAUACUCGAAUUUCUCGUACGAGCAACCUCACCAACACCACGGCGAUCGCAGCGAGUACGAUGUGCACAGCCAGGUUUAUAGACCCACUGAGGCUGAAGCCAGUAGUCGCAAUUACAAACAUUCCGUGAAAGCCCUGAAGAAUCCCGGUCGACCACACAAGUUGGAGGAUAAAGCAGCGCGUCUCGAGAGUGGUGUGAACAGGUUUAUAAAGAAGC